AUGGAUCGUCGCUUCGUGUUCUGGCCUUCGAUGCAUACGGCUGAGAUGCUGACUGUCAAAAAUCGCACACAGGGCGCACGCGUGAAAGCUAUGCCUUUCCUUGUUCAGCGAGUGCGCUUAUUGACGCCAAUGCUUCCCUGCCAGGAGCAGGGCUACCUGUCCGUCAACCAGAUGCUCGAGCGUCGGCCUUGCGACCCUUCGCUUCGUGUUCCAAUCAGUUCAAGGCAAGGGCCUACAACAGCCCCCCUGCUUGAAUGCAUCCAGAGGAGUCGACACGCUGCACGGCUCUGCGCAAUGCCACUCGCUUCUGCAACGUGUGCUGGGCUUGUGCAAACAGUCCCAGGGACGUUAUCCAAGAUGAUGCGCUGCUCGAACGUGCCGCGGAUUCUGGCGACAGCUUUAGCAACGUACUUAAAACGAUACCAGGAUGAUCGACAGAGCUUAAUGCCGUUUCCAGCGCUACCCAGCGACCACGAUUCGGGCUCAUUACAAAAAAACCUUCUGGAAACGCCGUUUGUAUCUGCAUCGUAUAGAAGAUAG
This is a messenger RNA of Cyanidioschyzon merolae strain 10D, 540 nucleotides long. RefSeq lists its product as hypothetical. The coding region runs from base 1 to 540 and encodes 179 amino acids. The record is from RefSeq and is a predicted model, not a curated record. NCBI's taxonomy places the organism in Eukaryota, Rhodophyta, Bangiophyceae, Cyanidiales, Cyanidiaceae. The transcript has a single exon.